GAUCAGCAUGGCCGACGGAAAUGAUGCAUGGCCGCCGGACAUCGAUCCUGCCGACCCCAAAUUUCAGGCUAUCUUGAGGAAUUACCUCCAGGACGCAAUCAACCGCUACCGUACCCGGCGUGAUCAAGAACUCAGGGCUCGAGAAGCUCGGAAUGAAGGAACGUCGGACGGGCCGUCGGACGAGACACCUAAUGGCGCGCCACGUUCAUACAGCCUAUCUGGAGCACCCGAUGGACCUUCCUUCUCCCAGACACCCGAUGUGAUGAGGCUCCACGAGCAACUCGAAAGUCUACGCCGAAAGAUGGUGGCACUGAUCAUAGAGAAAUCGGGCUUAGAAAAGACGAAUAGUUUACUACAAGAGGUUGCAUCGGAGCGUGAUACAGUGAAGGCGAUGGCGGAUAAGCUGAAGGUCGAUAAUGAGCGUCUGACGAAGGAGGUCAGACAGCUUAAAACGCACCUCAAAAAUGACCCAGCUCAUUUCAGUGGCAUUAAGGGGAUGGGAGCGGAGCCCAAACAAAGCAAGAGUCGAACCGUGGCAGAGGAAGUGCUACCACCGCUCCAGUACAUUAUCACUGAAUACAAGGAAGAUCUCACCAAAGAAAUUACCAAGCGCCUCAUCUCACUGCCCAAGCCCGAUGAUCGCCAAUACUCCUUUGGAGCUGCUCGAAGUGCUUCAAUACCUUCUCACGGCUCUCAGCUGUCAGAAGCACCCCUCUCUGACAGGGACGUCGUUACGUUUUUCGAGGAUUUCGACAAUACGAUCGAAAGAAUAGCGAACAUGAUACUGCGCUACGAACCUACCGCUACGGACAAAUGGGAAAACUUUGCGCAAUACAAGGAGAUGCGGUCACUCUUUCUGAGAUGGUACAUCGGGCUUAAACUAUUUGAAGCUUUCUUCCGCUAUGAGCAGCCCACGGAACCACCGUCGGAGCAGCCCUCUGAGGACACGUCCCAGCAACCCUCAGACCAACGCCGCCGACCUCACAUGGCAAAAAUAACCGGAUUAGAUGAUCUAGUAGACACACUAUCUCAAAACAACAUCGACAUCGACGAAGCGCUCUACCCCCGCCUCGCCGCCGAAUACGUCGAAAGCGUCAUCUCAAACGGCCUCGACGAGUUCUACACCUACCCCGCCGCCACUGCCCCAGAAGCGCGCAACCUCGUCAAACUCGCACUCACUCAAAUCGCCGAAGACGCAUGCAAAUUCGCCUAUCGUGUUAACUGGAACGCAGACCAUGGCAGGUCGAGGUAUAGAUACGUCUGGCUGCAGGAUAAUAGUCCGUUUCCGCUCGAGCGUGAUGAAGCAGAGCUUCUUGGCGUGUUUAAUAAGAACGAGAGGGAUGCGGAGUAUGGGUGGAUGUGUUUUGGGGGUGUUAGGAGACAGGCUGGUGCUGGGACGGGGCUUGUUAGUGGGGAAUUAGAGGAGAGGGUGCUUUUAAGAAAGUCAAGAGUUUGGUUUUGGAAUGAGCCGGUUGCGCAGGGGGUUGGUAGUGGGGAUGGACGUAUUGGUUGAGCGGUGGAAAUUUGGUUACCUUUUGGCUGACCGACUACCUGCUAGUUGGGCUGCUCCUUACGGUGGCGUCGGGGGAGCAAGAUUGGAGCCCAACUAGACUGAAAACGAUGGUCCAGUGCUGCGGAUAUGUGCCCAGGGAGAAAGUAUGGGGGGCAGUUCCUGUGCUUCACUCGAAACAGUGCGCACGCGGGCUUUCCUAACCAGGUAGAGACACAAGAUUGAACCUCCUUUCGGUUUGAACGAG
Molecule: messenger RNA, 1757 nt
Organism: Mytilinidion resinicola
Lineage: Eukaryota; Fungi; Ascomycota; Dothideomycetes; Mytilinidiales; Mytilinidiaceae
Exons: 2
Coding region: 8-1513 (501 amino acids)
Source: RefSeq, a predicted model, not a curated record